This is a messenger RNA of Anarrhichthys ocellatus (wolf-eel), 1992 nucleotides long. RefSeq names its product tripartite motif containing 35-14 (gene trim35-14). The transcript is spliced from 7 exons. Gene Ontology annotation, molecular function: protein binding; zinc ion binding. Lineage: Eukaryota; Metazoa; Chordata; Actinopteri; Perciformes; Anarhichadidae. Bases 100 to 1536 code for a protein of 478 amino acids. The record is from RefSeq and is a predicted model, not a curated record.
CUCAUCAUGACUCAUCAACAGGAAGCAGGAAGUGUCUGCGUCUAAGCUCGGAUAUCUGUGACAGGACUCUGUGCUUGAGAGCAAAACAAGAGCGUCAGUAUGGCAGGCAGGCUCUCCCUCCCGGAGGUGGACCUCUCCUGUUCAAUAUGCUGCGAGAUCUUCAGGGACCCGGUGGUCCUCAAGUGCAGCCACAGCUUCUGUGCACCCUGUCUGCAGCAGUACUGGACCCAAGGGCCACGGAGACGCGACUGCCCCCUGUGCAGGAGCCAGAGUGUGGAUGAACCCGUGCCCAGUCUCACCCUGAAGAACCUGUGUGAGGCCUACAUCCAGGAGGGCGAGGGUCCGGAGGACACCGGGGGAGAGCUGUACUGUGAUCCGGGGGAGAUGUGCCCUCUGCACGGCGAGAGGCUCAAGCUCUACUGCCUCCCGGACAAGGAGCCUAUCUGUGUGGUUUGCCACACCUCCAGGAAGCACAAACAGCACGACUGUUGCCCCGUCAGCGAGGCUGUCGUGGAUGUGAAGGAGAAGAUGAAGUCUGCCCUCGGCUCAAUGCAGGAGAAGAGGGACGCUUUUGACAAGAUGAAGAAAAACUACGAGGAUGCCGUUGCAUACAUUCAGGUCCAGGCUCGCUUCGUGGCGAGACGGACCCGGGAGGAGUUCGAAAAGCUUCACAGCUUCCUUGACGCCGAGGAGGAGGCCAGGAUGGAGGCGCUGAAGACGGAGGAGGAGCAGAAGAGUCGAGCGCUGAUGCAGAAGAUCGAGGAAAUCGUCGGGAAUAUAACGUCCGUGUCCGAAUCCAUCAGAGUUUUAGAGGAGGAGAUGGCUCUGGAGGGCGUCUCUGUCCUUCAUAAAUGCAAGACGACAUUGGCAAGAGUUAACAGCCCAAUAGAAGAUCCGGUCAUGCCUCCCGGAGCACUCAUCGAUGUGGCCACAUGUCUGGGGUCUCUGAACUUCCACGUGUGGGAGAAGAUGCAUGAAACCUUCAAAUUCACCCCGGUGACUCUGGACCCAAACACCGCCGCCCCGUGGCUCAUCCUGUCAGAAGACCUCGCCAGCGUCUGUGACAGUGACGAGAAGCAGAAACUGCCCGACAACCCGGAGAGGUUCGACCCCGACACCGGUGUGCUGGGCCGCGAGAGCUUCACCUCAGGCAAGCACGCCUGGGUCGUCACCGUGGGAGAGAACACGGCGUGGGUCGUCGGCGUGGCCAAAGAAUCCAUCCAGAGGAAAGAGAAAGUGUCUUCGGUGCUGAAGAACGGCUACCUGAGCGUGUACUUUUACCACAAGAUGUACUUUGCAGGCACCUCUCCUCUAACGAGACUCAACCUGAAGAGGAACCCGCAGAGGAUCAGAGUGCAGCUGGACUGUGACAAGGGUCGGGUGUGUUUCUACGACCCGGAUGACAACACGCACAUCUACACCUUCAAGCACGCCGUCACCGAGAGAGUCUUCCCGUACUUCUGGGUGGGUUGUCAGCAGUGUCCUUUGACGCUGGAGCCACUGGAAGUUACUGUGAAGGCUGUAGAAUAUUUCUGAAAGUGCUCUUCCGCUUCACAAUUUUUACUUCUGCUCAGCACAAAAGCAGUAGGAACUUUUUUUUCUAUUUUCAGACGUUAUGAGGGGAACAUUCAGAAUCUAAAAUUGCAUAAUUUCAGCACUUUCUUUCCUGGUCCAAUGAAAUGUCUAAUACGACCAGCUUCAAACAUAAUGAAUACACAAUUGGAUCCCAGCACUUUAAUCUUCUAUAAAAAGUCCUGCACUUUCUUCAAAAUUGUUUCAUGCAAAGCAUAAUGUGUGUUUUUAAAAAGUACCCCAACUUGUGGCUUUAGUUUGUUUGUAACAUGAUUUUGAAUUUGCAUGUCAAACACUGAAUGUUGGUUGUGAAGCCCAAUUUUGUUUACAGCUUCAGAUAUAUUGCAAAGACUAAAUGUGCUUUAUGUGCAAAUACUAAUGUGAGAAUACCAAUCUACAAAUAAAUUAUUUGCUAAUCUC